Messenger RNA from Actinia tenebrosa (Australian red waratah sea anemone), 1219 nucleotides. RefSeq names its product RYamide receptor. The record is from RefSeq and is a predicted model, not a curated record. Gene Ontology annotation, molecular function: G protein-coupled receptor activity. NCBI's taxonomy places the organism in Eukaryota, Metazoa, Cnidaria, Anthozoa, Actiniaria, Actiniidae. Gene Ontology annotation, biological process: G protein-coupled receptor signaling pathway. Gene Ontology annotation, cellular component: plasma membrane.
UGUGAUUCAUGAUAACUGGCACGGCUUACUUAGUAAAUGAUGAACAACACAACAGAACGCAAUCUAACACUGGAAACAUGUUUGGAAGGCAAGGAAGAAGAAGAAGAAGACAAAGUUAUCAUGAUUAUUAAGGUGAUGGCUUACGUGACCGUUCUGUUGGUGAGUCUGGUAGGAAAUUCAUUGAUCAUAGCCGUGUAUUAUAAAAGAAGGACAUAUCCAUCCGCACACGGGAUGCUUAACGAUGCGCUCAUCGUCAACCUAUCUUGUUCCGACCUUCUAAUGGUAAUAUUCGCUAUACCCGAGAGAAUAACCCGGCUAAUUCAACACCAGCGCUGGAUGAUGCCGGGAAGGUUUGGGGUUCUAAUGUGCAAGCUGGUAAACUUCAACGAAGCAGUUUCAAUCGUGGUAUCUCUUUUAACUCUUGAUGUGAUCGCUGUGGAACGAUUCAUGGCUGUGUUUUAUCCUAUCAAGAGAUCUGUGUCUAGUCGCAAGAUGAAGUCUAUUAUUAUAGCAACUUGGUUGAUUGCAGUAUCUUAUAAUUCACCACUACUCUAUUAUUCACAACUGAUCCAUGAAGGCACUAAAACAUUGUGUAAUGCAAGGACUUCGAUGUGGGAUACAAAAACAUGGCUUUUCUUCUACUUCGCUCUGGUCUCCAUAACUCUAGUAACCGUUGUUGUUUGCUAUCUGGCAAUAUUUGUUAAAGUCUCGAAAAUAAAACAGAAGAAACUGAGCGCAAAUCGUAGACAGAGGAUGAUCAUUACACGGAGAGUGCAAAGAACAAGUCUAGCGAUUAUCCUAGCGUUUUAUCUUUAUCUUUGUUAUUGGUUGAAACGGCUAUUGUGCGCGUUCAAUCACCUCUUUCACGUCUGUAAAAAUCCAGUACUAGGAUUCAUGUCCGUAUAUUUGGCCAUUACAAACAGCGCGUUGAAUCCUAUCAUCUGUUUUUCCUUCAGCGCAAACUUUCGCCAAGGAAUAAAGCGGUUGAUAAAGCUUUAAGAAAGUCAUUGUCCAUCGAGUUACAGAUGUGUCGUUUCAGGAUUGUUCAUUCGUAGAUAAACAGGAAAAAAAUGUCUAAAUCUGCCUGGCGCCACACACUAUGCGCAUAUUCGUGCAUAAUAAUAUUUGUACAAAUCUCCCAAAAUUUCUAUUUUCUCAUUUAUUUAUCCUUUAAUAUUUCAAAAUAUUGAGGUGCGCAUAAUCCACAAGAUACGGCCUC